Molecule: messenger RNA, 1078 nt
Organism: Lutzomyia longipalpis
Lineage: Eukaryota; Metazoa; Arthropoda; Insecta; Diptera; Psychodidae
Gene: Rab39
Product: ras-related protein Rab-39B
Exons: 3
Coding region: 125-784 (219 amino acids)
Biological process (GO): Rab protein signal transduction
Cellular component (GO): Golgi membrane
Molecular function (GO): GTPase activity; GTP binding
Source: RefSeq, a predicted model, not a curated record
AGUGGUGAAUAUAGUCAGCUGCCAGGGACAAAGUGUUUUUGCGUUCCGUGAAUAAUGUGAGUGCUAUAUUUUGCUUAAAAAUUCGUGCUAAAACCCCCAGAAGAAGUUGAAUUUAUUGUGAAAUAUGGUUGAACCAAUAUUCCAGUAUCAAUUCAGAUUUAUUUUAAUCGGCGAUAGCACCGUGGGAAAGUCAUCACUGCUAAAAUUCUUCACAGACGGCCGAUUUGCUGAGCUGUCGGAUCCCACAGUCGGCGUGGAUUUCUUUGCACGCCUCAUCGAAGUGCAGGAUGGUACGAAGAUAAAGCUGCAACUGUGGGAUACAGCUGGUCAGGAGAGAUUUCGCUCAAUUACAAAAUCCUACUACAGGAAUAGCGUGGGCGUCCUUCUUGUCUACGACAUCACAAAUCAUGCCAGCUUUGAGCAUUUGCCCCUUUGGAUGAUGGAGGCGAAGAGACACAUAGAACCCCACAGGCCGGUAUUUGCCCUUGUGGGAUGCAAACUCGAUCUAGUCAAUAGCGGAGGACGCCGCGAGGUGAGCAUCCAAGAAGCGAAAUCCUUCGCCAAGCAACACGGCCUGGGGGGUUUUGUGGAAACCAGCGCCCGGACGGGUGUCAAUGUCCUCGAGGCCUUCAGCAUGGUGACACAGGAAGUGUACAAUCGCAUCCAAAGUGGUGAAUACACAGUGGAAGAUGGUUGGGAUGGUAUCAAGACGGGCUUCGCCAAGACCAACAGUCUCGACUUUAACCUCGUCAUGGGUGAGCCUGCCAAAAGUUCAUGCUGUUGACUGCAGACGCGCAUUGGUGCGUUUGCCUUUCGGAUACAUUUUUAGAUGUAAAAUUUUAUGCUAAAAAAAAUACAACCCUAAUAUCUCACAGAGUUCAUUACCAAAAUUAAUGUAGGUACUAUACACAACGUGAGAUUCUCAACCGAAUAUUGAGCCGCGUGAAACAAAUCCCUUUACGCCCUUUAAUUUCCUGUAAAUAAUUACGCAAAUCCCCCAUUUUUUGUAAAGAUUUUUGUUGUAGAGAUUGACAUUUUUUUGUUGUGUUUUUAUUAAAAUUAAAAAGGAACAAUUUUC